Molecule: messenger RNA, 1683 nt
Organism: Aspergillus aculeatus ATCC 16872
Lineage: Eukaryota; Fungi; Ascomycota; Eurotiomycetes; Eurotiales; Aspergillaceae
Exons: 3
Coding region: 178-1458 (426 amino acids)
Biological process (GO): positive regulation of transcription by RNA polymerase II
Cellular component (GO): nucleus
Molecular function (GO): transcription cis-regulatory region binding; DNA-binding transcription factor activity
Source: RefSeq, a predicted model, not a curated record
AAAAGGUCAAACGACUCUACAGUCAAUGAUCAUCGAGCUGAAGCCGCUCACCGAGCCCAAGCUGACACUGAGGUCUAUACCACCCUCGAAGAUCACGACACAACUCUGCUACGCCACUAUUUCUGCAAAGUCUGUCCAGUGAACUCCUGUUUUGACUCGCACAAGAACUUCUUCCGCAUGGAGGUCGGAGCCCUGAUAAGCUCCCGCCCACUGAUCCACUCCUGUGUCCUGGCCAUGUCAGCCGCUCAUCUAACUCCAAUACGAGGCGACAUGGUAACAACCACCUUGACUCAUCGAUCUACGGCAUUAGCCUGUCUGAAGGCGGAGAUAGAGGCAGUAUCCCUUCCACGUCGGAGAGAGAGCGCAUCAUUACUCGAUCGGACCGUCGAAAUGCUUCUUGGUAGCAUACUUCUGGGAAUGACUGAAGGAUGGCAUGAUCCGACGCAACUAGGUAUCACUCAUCUACACGGCGCCCGUGUCUUAUAUCGCAAAUGGCUGUCAGCCCCUACGAUACCAGGCCCAUUCUCUCGAGUGAAAGCUUGUGCUCGAACCAGAAGUCUGAUCACUGGUCUCAUGGUUUACUGGGAAGCAGUUACUUCCUUCGUUCAUACUCAACCGUUGGACGCAACCGCCUACUUAGCGGCCGAUGAGCCAUCUACCAUCUACGUCAACCCUUGGACCGGCAUUUGCACGCGAUUGUUUGCCUGCCUGGCUAAGAUCGGCACACUGACAAGACACCGGUCUCUGCUUCGUCAGAUGUCGGUCGCCGCCUCCUCAGCGGCUGGGUGGGCGCAAGCCAGCACCGAGAUGAUUGAACACGCUCGCAGUGUGGAGACCACGCUCCUCCACUACCAAGUCCCUGGGCAGAAACGAGUCGAAGACACAGUGGAUGCAAGAACGCCCAUCGACCACCUGCAACGACUGGCCCAGAUUUAUCAACAGAUAAGCCUCCUCCAACUGUACAUGACCUUCCCCGACAUCCAUGCGGGGUCGCAGGACGAAACCCUGUUGCGUGGCCAGACUUCGUGGACAACGAGUCGGGCCCACCGUAUUCUAACCCUGGCCACGAAUGUUCUGGCCGCUAUCGGAGUCCUUCCCACCACCUCUGGCGUGUACUGCCUGCUCACGAUUCCGCUGAUUAUUGCCGGCAGUGCAUUGCAAGCUCCUGUGUGCACUGCCCCCAAGCCACAUGAGAGUAGCCAAUCUUCACCGGAUAUCCUGAGCUUUACCCUCCAGGAUGAUACCUAUCUUUUCUGGCGGAACUUUGUGCGUGAGCGCAUUGAGACCAUCCAUCGAAUCAUUGGCGUUGCCGCUAUUCCCCGGGCGCAGGAGAUUCUGGACAGGGUAUGGUUCUUGUCCGAUGUGCGGAGGUUUGCAGACGAAUCUGGCGGGGAGUUCGAGUACGUCCAGUGGACAGAAGUGAUGGUUUCCGAGCGAUUGGAGACAGUCUUUGGCUAGCAUUGUCUAAGGGUGGCAUCGACCGCCCUCGGUCAAUUUCGAUGAAGAGGGUUCGGGUUAUUGUAUACGCAGCCUGAGGCUAUUGACGCUAGCCGCAUUUGGUCAGAUAGUGCGUCAAGGAACAAGAUGCGAUAAGCUGUAUGUGCUCCACACUAGCGCUAGUCUUUUUUCAGCCAUCAUCUUGAAAGCCCUCCCCAGUUAUGGUACCUAGUAGAUACUGCCAGC